Pogona vitticeps (central bearded dragon) is the source of this 2523-nucleotide messenger RNA. RefSeq names its product katanin regulatory subunit B1 (gene KATNB1). Gene Ontology annotation, biological process: microtubule depolymerization; microtubule severing. The record is from RefSeq and is a predicted model, not a curated record. Gene Ontology annotation, cellular component: katanin complex. Gene Ontology annotation, molecular function: microtubule binding. NCBI's taxonomy places the organism in Eukaryota, Metazoa, Chordata, Lepidosauria, Squamata, Agamidae.
GGGAAGAGAGAGAGAGAGAGCGAGAGGGCGACCCCUCGGCCUGAUUGGCGGACGGGAAGAAAGAUUACUUUCCGACUUCCUUCCUGGGCUCUAGCCCAUUUCCGGGGAGAAACGAGCUACUGGAGAAAGCGCUCUACCUCUGGAUGGUAUAUAGGUUGAAAUAAGAGUUUUGUCAGCUUGGCAGGACAGGUUGGAUGUUGGAACUUGGUGUCUGGAAGGUUUGAGCCCCAUACAGGCUGAUGAAAAUAUUGCACUGCAGGGAGAAAGCGGCCUCUUCUCUGUAGCUGCACUGGAGACUCUGUGAUGGCAGCUGCAGUGGCCACCAAGACAGCUUGGAAGCUGCAGGAAAUCACAGCUCACAGCAGCAAUGUGGCUUCCCUGGUGCUGGGCAAAAGCUCUGGCCGGCUUCUCGCAACCGGUGGAGAUGAUUGUCGGGUUAAUAUCUGGUCGGUUAACAAGCCCAACUGCAUCAUGAGUCUGACUGGUCACACAACGCCAGUGGAGAGCGUGAAGAUCAAUACGAACGAAGAGCUGAUCGUUGCGGGGUCCCAGUCGGGCUCCAUUCGGAUCUGGGAUCUGGAAGCAGCCAAAAUUCUCCGCACGCUAAUGGGCCACAAAGCAAAUAUUUGCAGCCUCGACUUCCAUCCAUUUGGAGGCUUUGUGGCUUCAGGAUCCAUGGACACCAAUAUUAAGCUUUGGGAUGUAAGAAGAAAAGGCUGUGUCUUCAGGUACAAGGGUCACACGCAAGCCGUCCGAUGUCUCCGAUUCAGUCCGGAUGGGAAAUGGCUGGCCUCAUCCUCCGACGACCACACCGUGAAGCUUUGGGACCUGGCUGCUGGGAAGAUCAUGUUUGAGUUCACCGGGCACACGGGGCCAGUCAACGUGGUCGAAUUUCAUCCCAACGAAUACCUGUUGGCCUCCGGGAGCUCAGACAGAACAGUCCGGUUUUGGGACUUGGAGAAGUUCCAGGUUGUGAGCUCCAUUGAGGAAGAGGCCACUCCAGUCAGGUGCGUGCUGUUUAAUCCAGACGGCUGCUGUUUGUACGCUGGCUGCCACGAUUCCUUGAGGGUGUAUGGCUGGGAGCCUGAGCGCUGUUUUGACGUGGUCUCCGUGAACUGGGGCAAGGUGGCGGAUUUGUCGAUCUGUAACAACCAGCUGAUUGGCGUUUCAUUCACACAAAGCACGGUCUCUUCGUUUGUUGUGGACCUCAACAGAGUCACAAAAAGUGGGUCUGGCCUGCAGGGACUCUUGAAGGACGACAAGCCUCUCCCCCAGCCCUUGCCUGUGGGCUCUUCCCUUCGACGAAUCUACGAGAGGCCGUCAACGACGUGUAGCAAGCCCCAAAGAAUGAAACACAACUCAGAAAGCGAGAGGCGCAGCCCCAGCAGCGAGGACGACAAGGAAGACAAAGAGUCCACGGCCGAGAUCCAGAACCCGGAGGAUUACAAAGAGAUCUUCCUGCCAAAGAAUUCCAUCACUCGGACUCCGCCACACAAGAGCGAGCCGUUUCCUGCCCCUCCGGAAGAUGAGCCCAUCCUCGCCAAGGAGGCCUCAAAGCCCAGCCAGGCGUCGGAGACUCAGAUCCCUUUGCCAAGUCAAUCGAGCGUCCCCGACCCCCUCCAGAGGCCUCCCCUGGCCGCCUCUACCCCCAUGCCCAGGACGGAGCCCUCGGUGAUCCCUGCUGCCAGGAAUGAGCCCAUUGGGCUAAAGGCCUCUGACUUCUUGCCGGCUGUGAAGAACCAAAGUCUGGUGGAAAUUGUCGAUGAGGAGGCCAUGUCCCAGAUCCGGAAGGGUCACGAGACCAUGUGCGUGGUGUUGACCAGCCGCCACAAGAACCUGGACACGGUGAGAGCCGUCUGGAGUACCGGAGACAUCAAGACAUCCGUGGACUCUGCUGUGGCCAUCAAUGACCUCUCUGUGGUGGUGGACCUCCUGAACAUUGUCAACCAGAAGGCGUCUCUCUGGAAGCUGGAUCUGUGCACGGUGGUCUUGCCUCAGAUAGAGAAGCUUCUCCAAAGCAAGUACGAAAGUUAUGUCCAGACCGGCUGUACUUCACUGAAGCUGAUCCUGCAGAGGUUUCUGCCCCUGAUCACAGACAUCCUCGCUGCCCCGCCAUCCGUGGGGGUCGACAUCAGCCGAGAAGAGAGGCUUCACAAGUGCCGUCUUUGCUACAAGCAGCUGAAACACAUCAGCAACAUCAUCAAGAACAAGUCGGGGCUCAGCGGCCGCCACGGAAGCGCCUUCCGUGAACUCCACCUGCUGAUGGCCGUCCUGGAGUGAGCGUGGCGGCUCCCCCCCCACGCGCGUGCACGUCACGAGGGGCUCGUACUUCCCUUUGCGGACUCACACUCCAGUCCAAUCGUGAGUGUGUGCUUUUAUUUUCCCCAUUUGGUGUCCAUCGCUACACACACACACACACCCUCCGGGAAGGCGCAGGCUGCCAGACUGCAACAACUCCAGUGCCUUACAGGUUGAUGUUGCGACACAGACUGUCCUGCUCAAGACCAGGCCAUCUCCUGUCUU